AAGUAACUUGAUAGUAAGCAACGCGGCAACACUGCACCUGACUCUUUGUGGGAGGUCGCCACCGCCAGCCCGUGGCCUGCAUUCAUAAAACAGCUGUCUGUCUGACAGCGCGUGCGCAAGCAGCGUUUUCGCGUUGUUGACGGUUAUUCUGAAACACGGCUAACAAUUGAUAAUAAACUGAAGCUGGCUUACCCGCGUCUCGUAUCGUUUAGCUGAAGUUUGGUGUGUUGGCAGCGUUACACUCAGGUUGCAGCAGGCGGUCGGCGUGGUUGGCGGAUCAGCAGCCCGACUGCAGGCGGCGACCCUCACCGAACGCGCCCUCCUCAGUCGACCAUGAAGUCUGUGCUGCUGGUGGCCGCUUGCUCGCUGGUGGCUCUGGCGACAGGCAAAGAAAUUGAUUUCGAUGACGAUGACAUUACAGAUGAUAUGUUUGACAUAGAUGAUGAAAACGACAUUGACAUUGAGAAACAAACGCGCAGAUAUGGUCUGAUUACUCCGGAGGAUGUUAACUUCACAAUCUAUUCAAGGGACAACUGCACAGCGCCUGUGUUCCUCAACGACACUCCGGCGCAGUGCUUCGACCCACUGAGGCCGACCAAAAUACUCAUCCACGGGUUCCUCGCCAAAGGCAAAACAUUCAACAAAAUGAAAGAUGCGUACCUGCGCACGGGCGACUACAACGUGAUCGUCGCGGACUGGUCGCAGGUGGCGUCGUGCUGGCACUCGAGCAAGCUGUCGGCGCUCGUCAAGAUGUGCUACAUUGCCAUCGUGAAGUCGCACCUGGAGGGCGUGUCGGGCCUCGUCGCCUCGCUGAUCGGGAAGCUGGCGCGGGUGGGGCAGGACGCCCAGAACAUGCACCUCGUGGGGCACAGCCUGGGGGCGCACGUCGCGGGGCAGGCGAGCCAGCGGGCGGGCGUCGACCGGUACCUCGGCAGGAUAACCGGCUUGGAUCCAGCAUCUCCUUUACUCAAGUCAAAAAAUUUGACAAAAGUACUAGAUGAGAAAGAUGCUGAGUUUGUGGAUGUGAUCCACACCAACGUGAAUUACCUCGGCUGGAAGAAACCACUGGGCACUGCAGAUUUCUACCCAUAUGAUGGGAAAGGGCAACCUGGUUGUUCUUUUCCAUCAAAUGUAUUCCAAAAGUGUAGCCACAGCAAAUCGCACAAGUAUUUCACCCAGACCAUUUUGGAUGCGUGGGCAUUUGUAGCCGUCCCGUGUGGUGUUCUCCGAGAAUAUGACAGAGAGAAGUGUCAUGGUACAGAUGUCAUCUACAUGGGAGAAAAUGUUCCUUUAAGUGCAAGAGGCUCCUACUAUGUGACUGCUGCAUUCUCGCCUUGCUUGAAGUCAUCUCUGGUGGUUGUGUCAGCUGGACUUGUUUCCCUCUCAUUGAUGAUGCUUUAGAAGGCUCGUUAUAUGAAAAAAGAAUAAUUAGUAGUCAAUUACGUAAUUAUUUUGUACUCAUGUGUUCUGAUUGCAGUGCCGUUUCUAGUCGCCAAAUACUGAUCUGUCAGAGUUAGCAGCGAUUGUACAAAUACCUCCUUUGUAGAGCAAAUCUGUUAACAUUGUUUAUAAUAUAAGCAUAUUAAUAUGUGCAGUAUUUUUAUGGACUGGAAUAUAGAUUUUGAUGACGUUAUGUUUUUUAAAGACUGAGUGGUAUUACAAAGUGAUAAUCUUGACAGUUUGGCAAGAUAUUCACAUUAUACCAUAUAUUAUUUUAUUAGUGAAACAUUUUUAUGUGUGUGUGUGUAUAUAUAUAUUAAAUACAAAGAAUGCUUAAGGCCGUGUCUCUCUGUCAAACUU
Messenger RNA from Bacillus rossius redtenbacheri, 1800 nucleotides. Its product is annotated as phospholipase A1 VesT1.02-like. The transcript is spliced from 8 exons. The coding region runs from base 334 to 1401 and encodes 355 amino acids. Lineage: Eukaryota; Metazoa; Arthropoda; Insecta; Phasmatodea; Bacillidae. The record is from RefSeq and is a predicted model, not a curated record. Gene Ontology annotation, molecular function: lipase activity. Gene Ontology annotation, biological process: lipid catabolic process.